Messenger RNA from Phanerochaete carnosa HHB-10118-sp, 1140 nucleotides. RefSeq lists its product as uncharacterized. The transcript is spliced from 7 exons. NCBI's taxonomy places the organism in Eukaryota, Fungi, Basidiomycota, Agaricomycetes, Polyporales, Phanerochaetaceae. The coding region runs from base 1 to 1140 and encodes 379 amino acids. The record is from RefSeq and is a predicted model, not a curated record.
AUGUCUUUCGCUCCUGCCCCGGAUCCCCCAACCCUCCUGGGCCGCUACCGCAGGCUCUCACCCAAGGCGGGUGUGUAUGUCUCGCCCAUCUCGCUCGGUACUAUGAGUCUCGGGACCAACUGGUCUGCUGUGGGCUCCUGUGACAAGGACGCAGCGUUCAAAUAUCUUGAUGCAUACUACAACGGAGGGGGUAACUUCAUCGACACCGCCAACAACUACCAGGGCGGCCAGUCAGAAGAAAUCCUUGGCGAAUGGAUGGAGUCGAGGGGAAUUCGCGACCAAAUAAUCCUGGCAACUAAGUACAGCGGUGCAUGGAGGCAAGGUGAUCCGAAUAUUAAGCAGCAUCCUGCAUUUGUCGGCAAUAGCGCCAAGUCGAUGAUGGUCAGCAUUGAGGCCAGUCUCAAGAAGCUAAGGACCAGUUACAUCGACAUCCUGUAUGUCCACUACUGGGACCACUCUACGUCUGUUGAGGAGAUGAUGGGCGGUCUACACUCGCUGGUCGCUCAGGGCAAGGUCAUUUAUCUGGGCGCCAGUAACGUACCUGCGAUCAUAGUCGCGAAGGCUAACCAGUACUCCCGCGACCAUGGCCGUCCGGAGUUCGUCAUCUACCAGGGAGAGUGGAAUGUACUCAUGAGAGAUGUCGAGCGUGAUAUCCUGCCCCUCUGCAGGAUGGAUGGCAUGGCUUUCGCCCCCUGGAACAUGUUCUGUAGUGGUCGUCUGCGGACGGAUGCUGAGGAGGAGGAGCGUGAACGGAGUGGCCACAAAGGUCGCCAAGGGUUCGCACCGUCGUGGAAGAGGAGCGAGGACGAGAAGAAGGUUGUUAGUGUCCUGGAGAGUAUUGCCAGUGAAGUGGGCACCACAGACAUUCGAACAGUUGCGAUUGCGUACCAUCUCCGCAAGCAGCCCUACGUCUUCCCUAUGGUCGGUGGGAACAAGCCUGAGCAGCUUGAAUCCAACAUUGAGGCACUUCAUUUGGAUCUUACCGAUGACCACAUCAAGCAGAUUGAAAGCGCAGUGCCCUUUGACAUAGGGUAUCCACUGAAGUAUAUUAGUGAUGGGUCGACUCACAACGUUAACCUUCGAGCAUUGAUAAAGUAUGAUUUGGACCCGCUGCCGGCUGCCAUCGGUCCUCUCAAGUAG